Messenger RNA from Ostrinia furnacalis (Asian corn borer), 620 nucleotides. RefSeq names its product segmentation polarity homeobox protein engrailed-like. NCBI's taxonomy places the organism in Eukaryota, Metazoa, Arthropoda, Insecta, Lepidoptera, Crambidae. The transcript is spliced from 3 exons. Gene Ontology annotation, molecular function: DNA-binding transcription factor activity, RNA polymerase II-specific; RNA polymerase II cis-regulatory region sequence-specific DNA binding. The record is from RefSeq and is a predicted model, not a curated record. Gene Ontology annotation, cellular component: nucleus. Gene Ontology annotation, biological process: multicellular organism development; neuron differentiation; regulation of transcription by RNA polymerase II. The coding region runs from base 1 to 429 and encodes 142 amino acids.
AUGCUCUGGAACCUCCAAGGAAAACGCAAAUAUGGCCGCCCGAAACAAACUUGGCGGCGCACUGUUGCAGACGAGGCGAAGAAGAUCGCCUUUUCUUUGUCCACAGGUCCAAGAAGUAGAAGGACGAAGAAGAAACCGAGCACAGAAGAGAAGAGGCCCAGAACUGCGUUCAGUGCAGCACAACUCGCGAGGCUAAAGCACGAGUUCGUCGAGAACCGCUACCUGACCGAACGCAGACGCCAAGCCCUCGCCGCAGAACUGGGACUAGCUGAAGCCCAAAUCAAGAUCUGGUUCCAGAACAAACGCGCCAAGAUCAAGAAGGCUACAGGCCAGAGGAAUCCUUUGGCUUUGCAGCUCAUGGCUCAGGGACUAUACAACCAUAGGACGGCGACUGAAAGUGAUGAGGAAGAGGAGAUUAAUGUCACUUAAAGGAUUUUUAUGGCUGAAGGAAGUUUGGAUUUAAGACGAAGCAUACUUAUCAGUCCGGAAUCGUAACCGUAUCAACUCGAGGCGGUCAGUAUUCUUUGCUGCAUUGCACAUUUAUACGCACGUAACGUACACGGCGGAAGGCGAUACGUUGUUGAUCCCUUUCCGGGUUGAUAAGUGUGCUAUGACCUUUA